GCUACUACGAUAGACGUACGACCAGUGUUUCCUAUUAAAGCGAUACACAGUAUUUACUCUAAUCUAUUUAUAAGCCUUAGUUAAAACGGACAAGUAAUAAUUUGGAGUAUACAACAAGACGUGUGCGCAAUUCAAAAAGAACACUCAGUUGAAGAUUGCAAAUAGUGAACAAUAUAUAAAGCAAAUAAUUUACAGUAUUAACUGCGUUUAAAAGAGACAGAACUUAAAAUUUAAAACACACGUGUAUUAACCAUUUUACCAUCGUUGAAGACGAGACUUUAACAAAUGAUAAUGGAAGAUAACACACCGAAAUUAGCAGCAACGAUGGAAGUGCCUGAAAUCCAAGUAGAUGCUGCAGACGACUACACAAAAGCCAUCGAACUGUCAAACGCUUGCCGUGAGUUCUACAGGAACAGGGUGAAGGCGACUGAGAACUUCAAACAGUCCAUGAGCAACAGAAACAACAACAACUGUGUCGCCGGCGCGAACAAGCGGACUUCUAUUGAUGAUGCCAUGGAUAAAUUACGCACGGAGAUGGCGUCUCUAAUGGACCAAGACCUCUCCUUGAUGAAGCAGCUGCUCACACUUAACGAGGCGAUUGAAGACCUGAAAACCAAGCGGCUGUACCAUCUGAGCAAGGAUUCAUUGCGGGCCAGCUCGCAGGAAAUGCACGUUAGCGAUUGGUCGGUUUCGGAAACAGACAUGUUCGAAGAAACUGAUGAUGACGAAUUCGAGAAAAAGCUUUUGGACACUAAAGACAGUUACCAGCUUUCGUCGAUUUCCUUGCCCGUACCCCUCACAAAGCAGUCAAAAGCCCAUACUGACUUUAUCCGGAGAUCAGACCUCGCGAUAGUAGUGCGAGAUCACGUUCACCGAACGGUAAAGCACGAGCCGCAAAGCUCGAUGGACUCUGGCUACGGUGAUGAUGUGCCUUAUCAUAAAAUAUACAGAGGGCCCGUGGAAGUUUCAUUUUGAACAUUAAACAUUUUAAUUCCAGUAUAAACUACGACAGAUCGCCCACUCGGUCUAGAUCCGAGAUCUAGAUCUCCCUUAUCUUCAAUAGAUCGCCUGUGAAUUCCAUUUUUGACUUACCACAUAGUGUGUUCUGUAACCGUUAUGAAUGACUUGUUAUAGACAAUGUCCAGUGUUAGGUCGAGGCUUUGGAGUUUUAAAUCUCCAUGGUGACUCAAGAAUGCCAGAUAUUCGGACGCUGGCCAUUUGAUUCUACAAAGUGUCUUCUCCGUCCAUCGCGAGGCACGCUGGGAACUUUCUACAAUCACGUGAAAAAGAGAGUGUUCUCCUAGCAACCGUUACUGCUGAACAAAGCCGCUAAUAUUACUUCCAUCUGCAGACCUAUGGAAAUAAAUGGCUGCAUCCCGUCACAGUGUAACUGCCUUUUCGAAAGCCGGAAAACAGCUCCACACAAUUGUUAAUGACUUGCGCCCGAACGACGAAACAACAACAACGAACAAACAAUGUGGACCUUAAAACACGUUGCGGAAAUCAAUUCACUUGAAGAGAAUGGAAAAGAAGCUCUCGACAGUUAAUCGAAAUGUUUAUAAAAUACUUAUAUCUGAAAUGACUUGAAAUCUGUCCUCAACACGAAAACAUCUUUGUUGUAACAUGAAGCUUCUUUAAAGUGAUUUUUUUCAAAUGCACGUGUGUUAAUGUAAUUAUGCUAUUCACGAUUGUACGUGAAAACAAUGGUCUAAACAAUAUUUAUCGAUUUUUUUCCUGUAACCAAUACUACUUGCUUUACUUAGUUUUGUUCUCCAUCAAGUAGAUAACUAUGUAUAUGCAUCGUAGUUAAUUUAAACAGUAUUCAUAACAUCAAAUCAAUAUACCCAAAAUGAAGCAUGUAAGAACGCAUUGUUUAAAGGUAGAACAAUCAUUAAAACCCUAUGUGUUUCGCCAUGUCUCUAUUUCAUGCGAGCUGAAAUAGUAGCGCGUUGCCCUGGGACAAAAAGCUUCGGUUGCGAAAAGUAGAAUAAUUAAUUAAUUUAUUGUACAGCAUGUAACAUGUGUAAUUAAACUCUGAAUGACGUCAUAGCCUGGGACUUGAGCCAGUAAAUGCGUGUUAAAGUAUUUCUAGUCACGUGGGGAGAACAUUCAUUUCAAAUGCAUUUAUAUCUCUUUGCAAUACGUGUGUGUUAUUUAAUAUUGUUGUUAUGAAUUUGUGCUUUUUAUUGAAUGUAUUAAGGAAUAUAUUAAAUAAAGAAUAUAAAGGUCUAAAA
Molecule: messenger RNA, 2234 nt
Organism: Dreissena polymorpha
Lineage: Eukaryota; Metazoa; Mollusca; Bivalvia; Myida; Dreissenidae
Exons: 3
Coding region: 286-975 (229 amino acids)
Source: RefSeq, a predicted model, not a curated record